AUUUCUUUCUUCACCAGUUCACCCCUAAAACCUCUUUAAAACCCUAAAGAAAAAUCUCCAAUGCCUCUCGAAACCAUAUCCAAUUAGUCCUUAAACAUGUCUCUUUCCAUCUCUUCUUCUUCUUCUUCACUAUUCUCUCCUCUAAUUCCUCUCCGCUCCGAAACUAACAGAAGGCCCUACGCGUUCUCGUAUUGGAAGAACACGGUGAAUAGAAGGAUGCAGGUAGUUGCAGGGGCGAAGCGAAUAGUUUACGGCAAAGAGUGCAGACAGGGGUUGCUGAUUGGAAUCAACAAACUAGCUGAUGCUGUUUCUGUCACUCUAGGGCCUAAAGGGCGGAAUGUAGUCCUGUCGGAAGGUGAUACUGUUAAAGUAAUAAACGAUGGUGUUACGAUUUCUCGAGCCAUUGAGCUUUUUGAUACAGUUGAAAAUGCUGGGGCAAUGCUGAUUCAGGAGGUAGCGACUAAGACAAAUAGUUUAGCUGGUGAUGGUACAACCACUGCCAUUGUUUUGGCCCGUGAAAUGAUUAAGGCUGGGAUGCUUGCUGCGUCUUAUGGAGCUAAUCCCGUUUCGUUGAAAAGAGGUAUGGAGAGGACGGUGAAGGAAUUGAUUGAAGUUUUGAAGAAGAGUAGCUUUCCUGUUAAAGGAGCUGAUGAUAUAAAGGCUGUUGCUUCAAUAUCAUCUGGGAAUGAUGAAUUUAUUGGGAACUUAAUAGCUGAUGCAAUUGAGAAGAUUGGCUCUGAUGGAGUUAUCUUUAUUGAGUCUUCCUCCUCGACUGAAACCUCAAUUAUUGUUGAAGAGGGAAUGAAGAUUGACAAGGGGUAUAUGUCGCCUCAUUUCAUUACAAAUAAGGAAAAAUCUACCGUAGAAUUUGAAAAUGCGAGAGUUCUGGUGACUGACCAAAAGAUAUCAACUGUAAAAGAAAUUGUACCCUUGCUAGAGAAGGCCAUCCAAUUGAGUGUUCCACUGCUAAUUAUUGCUGAGGAUAUUUCGUUGAAUGUUUUGGAAACACUUGUUACAAAUAAGAUGCAAGGAGUACUCACUGUCGCUGUAGUAAAAUGCCCAGGCAUUUUACAUGGAAAGAAAGCUCUUUUGCAAGAUAUUGCUCUCAUGACAGGGGCUGAUUUUCUAUCUGGAGAGUUGGGGCUUUCCCUUGAGGGAGCAACCUCUGAUCAGCUUGGUAUUGCUCGAAAGAUAACCAUAACAAACAAUUCUACUACUAUUGUUGCUGAUCCUUCAACUAAAGCUGAAAUACAGGCUAGAAUACUGCAGAUAAAGAAAGAUCUUGAAGAAGCAGAUAAUAAAUAUUUGUCAGAAAAGCUCUCUGAAAGAAUAGCAAAACUCUGUGGUGGCGUGGCUGUAAUUAAGGUUGGAGCUCACACUGAGUUGGAAUUGGAAGAUCGAAAGCUAAGAAUUGAGGAUGCAAAACAUGCCACAUUUGCUGCCAUGAAGGAAGGUAUUGUACCUGGUGGUGGAGCCACAUAUGUACACCUCUCGAAAGAAAUACCUGCCAUUAAAAGCUCUCUCCAAGAUCCAGAUGAGCAAAUUGGUGCUGACAUAGUAAAACAGGCACUUCUUGCUCCUGCAAAGCUUAUUGCAGCUAACGCAGGAAUUGACGGAGAGGUAGUUACACAGAAGAUUCUAGCUUGCGACUGGAAAAUGGGAUUCAAUGCCAUGAAUGGAAAUUACGAAGACCUCAUAGCUGCUGGUGUUAUUGAUCCCUGCCGUGUAUUGAGGUGUGGCCUUCAGAAUGCUGUCUCAGUUGCUAGUACAGUUCUAACAACUCAAGCUAUAAUGGUGGAGAAAACAAGAACAAGGAAACCUAAGGAGGGCAUUCCCAAAAUUCCCGGUAUAACUCCUUAUUAAAGUCGAGAUGAUGCAGGUAAAAUCAAACACAGAAGGUCAAGCCAAUCUUCCAUUUGAAGUGAUGGAAAACGCUGAAUUUAAUGAGAUGGCUGCAGAGUUUUAGACAGCCAUAUACAUUCGGGGCAAUCGCGUUGGCUCAUGGUUCUUCAUGAGGAACUGUAAAUUUCCAGAAGCAGAGAAGGUACAACAUCUUGCACAUGCAUUUGCUCUGGUGUUUCUGCUGAAAUGUCAACCACCAUUAACAGUGUAGAGAAUAGAGAUGAAAGGUUGUUGAUUCCAGGUUCUGAUUGCUCAGUCACUUCUGGGUUUCUGGAUUCUCAAUGAUAGCUAAUGAUGUCCAAAUUUCAAAAUUGGUUUGCGGAAUGAUGAUUUCGGUAUAGAAAAAUCUUGGUUCUUAUUUUUGCAUGGUCUUGAAUUCUGUGGAAUUUGUGUGAAAUGUUUAUUUAUUUCUAAAAAUAAGAGUACAACAAACCA
Ipomoea nil (Japanese morning glory) is the source of this 2337-nucleotide messenger RNA. Its product is annotated as chaperonin 60 subunit alpha 2, chloroplastic-like. Bases 97 to 1863 code for a protein of 588 amino acids. Lineage: Eukaryota; Viridiplantae; Streptophyta; Magnoliopsida; Solanales; Convolvulaceae. Gene Ontology annotation, molecular function: ATP-dependent protein folding chaperone; ATP binding. The transcript is spliced from 9 exons. Gene Ontology annotation, biological process: protein refolding. The record is from RefSeq and is a predicted model, not a curated record.